GUCAAUUUUCAAUGACAAAUGUUGAAUUAAGCUUGAAAAUUAAGAGAUAAGAAUUAAGAAUUUAGAGUUAAGAAAUAGCAAUGAAGAACAUUGAAUAAUAAGCCAUUCCGCCUUCCAUAAGCAUAAACACAAUAAUUCUAUGACGCAGUUUCUUUAUGACGUUUUAAAUAGUUUGGCGUAAGUGGACUUUUUGCAAUUCGUAUGGCAUCUUUGAAUCUCAAACCUAACGUCCAAAGCAAUCCUAAUUUUGGAGGGUUUGAGAUUGCUCAAAGUUGGGGCGAAAAUAAGUUAUCAGAUAAUGAGCCCUUAGGCAGUAAAGAUCCUUUCUUCCAAAGAUAUCGUAAUAAUUUCAGAAAUUAUCAUGUUUUGGAAGGAUACGGGCAAAAACAAGAUGAGGACUAUGGUAUACCAAGGCCUUUAUCAAAUAACUUUUUUGGUCGAAUUAGUAGUCUUCACAAUACCAAUCGAAGGAUCAGACGUCCAAGCAAUUUCCAGGUAUUUCCAUGGAAUGAUUACCAGCGAACAAGUGAUAUUGGCAAUCAUUCCCUGUGUGAUACGACCCGAGAAGCACUGGAUGGAAAAGACAGAGAUCUUCACCGAACCAGUCGAUAUUUAACAAUUUUCCCCGAUCACUCAUCACAAGUGAUCCCUGUUUCUGGACGUGUUCCACCGCAACAUUAUCACCAUAAGGGAAUCAACAAAAUACUCAAACGCUGUCAUCUGCAUGACUAUCACAUACUAUUGCCACCUUUAACGCAUGCAGAGUCAUCACCAUCGAUAUACGAGUCCCGGGUCAUAGCAAAUAGUAUGCCAACUGAAAAACAAAGUUCUGCGUUCAUAAAAAAGAUUAAAAACCUUAGGGGAUACGAGGAUGCAGAGCCAGUUGGUAAUAUAGGUAUAGCUCAGAAACGAUGCAAGCAGAUCAAAUACCCGAGUAGAUCUGGUAAAAUUGGACAAUGUGUUAGAUUUAAUGUACCUGAAGCCAAAGAACCACCUGAAAAACCAACUGAAACCAUCCCCCCAAAAGCCCCUAGUUAUCUUUCGUGCAGUCGUCUCGGUCCUGAAAACUGGCAAACAUUGGACAGAGAAGUACGGCGAGCUAUUUAUCACAAGGAAUCGGAUAACUACAAGGAAUAUAUGGUUGUACGUGAUGGUGAUGAAGAUGUAGAGAGCAAUCUGGACAAGGAAAUGGAUCUGAAUAAUGAAGAAGAUGAUAUUGAAAAGGUCAAAUGCGAAAAAGAAAUUGUAGAAGAAACAACAUUAAGCUGUAUCACCAACCCUUUCGCUUUCAAGUUAAUUCAUCAACGAGGCAAGUUUGUGUCACCAUGGAAUAACAAUAUUGAUCCAAAAUAUAUGUGUUCGAAGUCAGAUGCGUCAAAAAGAUUUCACAACAUGUUUCCCGAUAUAGUUCCAGAUCAACGAGAUAAUUAUACGUAUGGUAAAAAAGUUUCGUUUUAUGGUUAUAAUUCCUCUGCUUUCAGAUAAGGGGGAAAUGCUUGUUGACAUCGUUAUAGGAAGUUCAUGUAAUGUUUAUCCUUUUCUUAGUUUUGAUUAAUGUAAUAUUUCUUUCCUAUUGAAACUUUAUAUUGAAUUCAGGAUUUUAUAAAAUCAUGUAAAAUACUGAUGUUAGUCGUUUCUAAGUUUGUUACAACUGAAUUUCUGUGUUUUGUGUGUCAUAGAACUUUUAGAAAUCUAUAUAAGAUGAUUUUUUAAAGAUUAUAAUUUCGUACCUACUGUUGAAUUUCAUUUUUUUAAUGUUGAAUUCUAUCUUUUCAAAAUUAUUGUUUUAUUAAAAGCACAAAACUUAAGAAUUGAGAAAAUUCAGUGAUAUCCGUAGUGGGUCGCUCUAUGCAUGAAUGUCCAUAAUGUAUCAUAAUACUUUACAUCAUUAGCCUAAUACAUGUCAUCAGAAGAACUGAAUCGUAAAUUUUGUUCUGGUUUGCCAUUGCUUUUUGAAAAGAUACUGCGUUGGAUAGCGAAUUUACGAUCGUUUAAACUUCAUGCUUUUAUUUAACAUGAUCAUUAAUGUUCAGAAUAAUAUUUCAUUAUAUUUAAGCAUUAUUUCUUCUAAUACAUUUUAUAACUUUAUCCAAAAAUUUUCACAUAAUUGUUUGAAAAUUUUGUAUUAUUGACUAGCUCUUCAUCAUGUAUGGUUUUCUUUGUUUUUUUUUUAUGGAAAUAUUUAUGUAUUUUAAAUCGUGUUUUACGUACUAUUAUAUUUCUGGACCAUCGUCCUACAUAACGUAAUAUUAUUUCUGUAAUAUUUUAACAUGUGAAAUGUUGUUAUUUUAUUUGUUGUGUCCUGUUAAAUUCGAAAGUUAAACUAUGAGAUUUG
Lottia gigantea (owl limpet) is the source of this 2335-nucleotide messenger RNA. RefSeq lists its product as hypothetical. The record is from RefSeq and is a predicted model, not a curated record. The transcript has 7 exons. Bases 202 to 1485 code for a protein of 427 amino acids. Lineage: Eukaryota; Metazoa; Mollusca; Gastropoda; Lottiidae.